AUCAGAGGAUCGUAUCAGCAAGAGCAAGCAAGCUGCUAGUACACAGCGUCCCCAGCACCAUGCUCUGCAGAAGCACCUCCUCAGCGCAGCAGCGGAAGCUGUGCAUGCUCCUUGGUGUGCUACUGGCUCUCACAUCGUUGUGUCCUUUGGUACGAGCCUGCGGGGACCUCGAUCCUCAGCAUGGACUUAGCAAGAGGAGCUCACGCUACGCUACACAGCCUACAGGAGGAGCUGAUCUACUCUCACCCCUGGUCUGGGGAGAUGUACAGAUUGUGGCCACGACAGAUAUCCACGGCUGGUACCAAGGGCAUCUGCAUUCCACCCAGCCGGACCCCAACUACAGCGGAGACUUUGGCGACUUUGCCUCUUUUGUCUCGCAUCUGCGCAAUCUCGCCGCCCAACGAGGCGUGGAUCUCCUCGUAGUCGACUCUGGAGAUCUUCACGAUGGGGACGGACUCUCUGACGGAUUUCCAGAGGGCGACACGGAUGGACACGUCUCCAACGAAAUCCACUCUCAAGUACCAUAUGAUUUGCUGUCGGUGGGCAAUCACGAGCUGUACAAGUAUGGCGUGGCUUUUGAUACGUACAAGAACUUUGUCCCCGCUCAAAAGGGCAGGUAUGUCUCUUCGAAUGUUAACAUCUCCAUCUACGAUGAGCAGUCAGGCCAUAAUAUCUCUCAUAUCAUGGGCGAACGCUACAUCAAGUUCAAUACGACUCAAGGCCGCAGAGUCACCUCUCUAGGCAUCCUCUUCGAAUUCAAGGGGCAAGAUGGCGGUAUCACAAUUCAGACCCCUGCCGACAUGGUGAAGGAGAGCUGGUUUGCAGAGGCCAUCGCCGAAGAGCCCGACUUCUUCCUCCUAGCAGGACACAUGCCAGUCAGGUGGGGCUCAUGGCCGACUGUGGUCGACGCGAUCCGCAAAGUCCACAAGGAUACGCCGAUCCUGAUAUCUGGAGGACACACACAUAUUCGAGACUGCUAUACCUACGACGAGAAUGCCAUUGGUAUCGAGGCAGGAAGGUACCUCGAGACCAUAGGAUGGCUGUCCGUCAAUCUGACGAAGUCCGAGGGAACUGGCGCGAUGACGUACUCAAGGUCCUACAUCGAUGCUAAUCGUCGCAAUUAUGCAUAUCAUCUGGGGCUGAGUGACUCGCGCUUCGAUACACCAGAUGGCUCGGCUAUCACUGAGAAGAUGUCUGACAUCGCAAAGGAAUGGAAUCUGACUGAAAUCUACGGGAUAGCUCCGCAGGACUACUUUCUGGACAGGUACCCUAUCUCCUCCAAUUUGUCUGUCAUCAGUCUUCUGGGAAGCUCGAUACUUCCCAAGAUCGUCCUGAGCAACCCUUCCAAGAAGAAUGCAGACAGGACAGACACACCCAGGUUCAUCAUUGCGAAUACAGGCCUGGUUCGUUUCGAUUUGUACUCUGGCGACUUUACAAAGAAUGACCAGUACAUCGUCAGUCCCUUCACCGAUGCCUUCUUCGUCAUCAAGGACGUCGAGUAUCGGUACGCCCGGCAAAUCCUCGGCCGUCUGAGCGAAGGAGGUUACCCUUCUGCUGCUCGUCGUCAAGUCAGCGAACGCGACGAUGGCAUGGCCGAUGCGGCAGUUCUGCAUCGUGGAGACGCCUAUGCGAGCGGCGAAGUAGGUCCCAUCUUCUCUUCUUGGCGCGCAGCGCAAUACGCCUUGCAGGUCAAGGAAGACCGCUCCCGCCAUGCUCUCGCAGGCGUAAGUGAUGCAUACCUCUCCGAUCUGCUCGAAUUAGAUCAAGCCGCCGAUGCUAGCAUGCACGCCGACGAGAAUGGCUCUCUUGGCUACGUGACGAGCGACUCCUGCGCCGCUUCCGUUGGCAACGGACCUCGCGGCGACGAUACGCUGCACAGGGCUAUCCCCUACACGUCUGUACCGAGCUACAUUGCCACUCCCUUGCAGGGCAACACCACCGAGCUCGGUCCCGACUCGACGAACAAGGUGGAUGUGGUCCUAGUGGACUUUAUCGAACAGGGCAUCAUCGCUAUCCUGAAUUCGCUGCAGGAGGACAAGGUCUACACGAGGGAGGAUGUGAGUCUAUGGAAUGAGCUUACCACGCAGGACAUUUUCCGCAUCUAUGCUCAGCAGGAGUGGUCUGGGCAAGGGAAGUAGACAUGAUGAAUCUAGAAAAGAGAAAGAUGGCUGGUGAUAAGGCAGUCAGGAUGACAGGACAAAGACAGCAAACAGGCAUAGAGAUAUACACUACAUAAUCAGAGCAUUAUUGACUGACAGGGGCUGUAACGGGUUUGACACUUGUAUCUUUGAUCGGAUUAGAGCGGUUCAAACAAAGUCGAGCACAUUGCACAACGUCUCUCAAAUCAAAUGAUUGUGAACGAGCCCAUUUUCUCGGUC
Messenger RNA from Microstroma glucosiphilum, 2378 nucleotides. RefSeq names its product Metallo-dependent phosphatase. The record is from RefSeq and is a predicted model, not a curated record. Gene Ontology annotation, molecular function: hydrolase activity. Gene Ontology annotation, biological process: nucleotide catabolic process. The transcript is spliced from 4 exons. Gene Ontology annotation, cellular component: cytosol. Lineage: Eukaryota; Fungi; Basidiomycota; Exobasidiomycetes; Microstromatales; Microstromataceae. The coding region runs from base 60 to 2138 and encodes 692 amino acids.